Messenger RNA from Dunckerocampus dactyliophorus (ringed pipefish), 907 nucleotides. Its product is annotated as ferritin, middle subunit. Gene Ontology annotation, biological process: iron ion transport; intracellular iron ion homeostasis. NCBI's taxonomy places the organism in Eukaryota, Metazoa, Chordata, Actinopteri, Syngnathiformes, Syngnathidae. The transcript is spliced from 4 exons. Gene Ontology annotation, molecular function: ferrous iron binding; ferric iron binding. The record is from RefSeq and is a predicted model, not a curated record. The coding region runs from base 181 to 711 and encodes 176 amino acids. Gene Ontology annotation, cellular component: cytoplasm.
GGUUCGCCUCAAGCCACAAAACGAGCAGAGGUUCUUGCUUCAACAGUGAUUGAACGGAACUUCUUUCGGUCCUUUUGCUUUCCUCAGCGACUCUGUGAGAACUUUACACUUCCAAACAACUCUACGUAAAGCUCUAUUUUUGUACCUUUUUGUAAAAAAAAGAUAAACAAGCCAGCCAAAAUGGAGUCUCAAGUACGCCAGAACUACCACCGCGAAUGCGAGGCCGCCAUUAACAGAAUGGUCAACAUGGAGCUGUUCGCUUCCUACACCUACACUUCCAUGGCAUUUUAUUUCUCCCGAGACGACGUGGCCCUUCCAGGCUUUGCUCAUUUCUUUAAAGAGAACAGUGAGGAGGAGAGGGAGCAUGCUGAGAAGCUGCUGUCCUUCCAGAACAACAGAGGUGGACGCAUCUUCCUCCAGGACAUCAAGAAACCAGAGCGUGAUGAGUGGGGGAGUGGACUUGAGGCCAUGCAGGGUGCUCUGCAGUUGGAGAAAAACGUCAACCAGGCUCUACUGGAACUGCACAAACUGGCCUCUGAUCACGUGGACCCUCAUCUGUGUGACUUCCUUGAAAGCCACUACCUGAACGAGCAAGUGGAAGCUAUCAAGAAGUUGGGCGACUACAUCAGCAACCUGUCCCGCAUGGACGCCGGCAACAACAAGAUGGCAGAGUACCUGUUUGACAAGCACUCUCUGGGGGGAAAGAGCUAAAUGCUGUUUGAGUGCCUUCUCAGUUUAAACGGGCCUCCAAUGUACGCACGCAUUCUCUUCAGCUGUUUAACAUAAUUUCAUAUCUGAUCUGGUUUCUCACAUGUUGCAAGGAAUAUUGAGAAUUGAAGUUGACUUGAAAAGUUAAGAUUUGAUCAUGUCUUUAACAAGCUACUCUAAAUAAACCUUUUGAGCUGGA